AUGCUAUCUUCACUUGUUAAAGAACAUCAAGUAAAACAAGCAGCCCGCAAGGAAAGCCAAGAUAUUAAAAGAAAAGAGGCAGUGAAUGCAGCCAAUGAAUUAACCAACGCACUGGUCGAACACCUUAAUGUUGGUGUUGCCCAAGCGUAUCUCAAUCAAAAAAAACUCGAUGCUGAAGCAAAACAAUUACACCAGAGUGCAAUUGUCUUCUCCAAACAAACUUCUCAAUGGCUGUCACUGAUCGACAACUUUAAUAGUGCUCUUAAGGAGUUGGGCGAUGUUGAGAACUGGACACGUACCAUUGAAAAUGACAUGCAAAACAUCACCACUACCCUAGAGUAUGCAUAUAAAGUUUCACAAAAACCUUAA
Molecule: messenger RNA, 369 nt
Organism: Macrosiphum euphorbiae (potato aphid)
Lineage: Eukaryota; Metazoa; Arthropoda; Insecta; Hemiptera; Aphididae
Source: the annotation of a GenBank genome assembly